CAGGUUCUUGACCAAGCGAGAGCAAAAACUGAUGCAGCGGCGUCAGUAUGCAGAGGAGCUGCUGCAAUGGAAGCAACGUUUAGAUGCAGAAGAAGCAGAGAUACGUCAGAUAGAAAAACAAGCGCUAGCUGCUUGGGAAAAAGAGCUGCAUAAAACAAAAGCAAAUAAAAAAGGAGCAGGAGAUCAGAAAUCUGAUCAAAAAGAGACAGCCAGUGAAGGAGACUCUCCAAUGCCACCUUGUUCUCGUCUAAAUAGUGAAAGCUCAGUCCCAGAAGAAUUGAGCAAUCUAGUUGUUGAGUCCAUUCCAUCAGAGGUUUCUGAGAUUAAAGGCGAGCCUGGAAGCCUAGAUCACACAGUAACUGAAGAAAUAGUUUAUACACAAGAACCAGAAUCUGCUGUUUCUCCUGGAAAACCU
Messenger RNA from Notechis scutatus (mainland tiger snake), 415 nucleotides. The record is from RefSeq and is a predicted model, not a curated record. Lineage: Eukaryota; Metazoa; Chordata; Lepidosauria; Squamata; Elapidae.